AUGUUUAGAAGAAUAAAAGUGACGGGUGGGACAGCCACCGGCCAAGUGGGGAUAAAGAAGAAAUCGAGAGUCCCCGGGGUGAUGAUUACGCAGUUUAUCGAGGAGCUGCCAGAGGGAAAGAGCCAUCCAGACUUCACCCGCAAGCCGAUUGCUUUGACCAUCCAAGAGGGAAAAUUUGCUUUUUUUAAAGCGAUUGUCACUGGAGACCCACAGCCGACCGUAACAUGGCGCAGAAAUAAUGGAGAUGUAUCUGAUGUGUCGAGAUAUCAGACUAAAUACGAUCCCAAUUCCAAUGAGCAUACAUUUGAGAUGCCAAAUGUCAUGCCAGAUCAAGCCGAUACCUAUAAAUGCUUUGCCAUGAAUGAAUAUGGACAAGCCGUGGUCACGGUUGUUCUCAACGUGAUUGCAGUUGGUUUCAAAAAGAACAAAGCCCCGCAAGAAGCAGCUGAAGCCCCCGAUGGGAAUUUUAAGACCAUCCGGCCGAAAUCUGAGCAACCUGAGAAAAAAGACGGAGAGAUCGAUCCUAAAUUUUGGGAGCUCUUAAUCAGCGCCGACAAGAAAGACUAUGAGAGCAUUUGUGCCCAGUUUGGAGUGACCGACUUUCGUGUGAUGCUAAAGAAACUUAAUCUAAUGAAGAAAGAAAGGCAGGAAGAACAAGCUGAGUUUGUGAGCAACCUGUCCAACCUGAGACACAUAAAAGUCAAUGGAGAUGGCACUGCAUCCUUUGAGCUUGAGAUGGACCUUAUUGAACAAAGCAGCUCUAUAUUCCUGUACAAGGAUGGUGUAAUGGUUCCAUAUACAAAGGAGUUGGGAGAUAAGAUGAAGCACACUCUUAAUAAAGUGGGGAAAAAGUACAUUUUCAGUUUGAGGGACCUUAUGCCAGACGAUGCUGGACUGUACCAAUUGGAUGUGGGGAAUGUGAAUAUGUUUUCCACUGAAUUUAAAAUCCCCAUGGUGGAAUUCUUGGUGAAGAUUCAGGAAGUGAAGGCAAUAGAGAGAGAAGAUGCUGUUUUUGAGUGUGUCCUGUCCAAUCCCUUUUCCAAGAUUUUGUGGUUUGGCAAGAAUUUACCGCUGGAACAAGACGAUAAAUAUGAUAUCCAGGUUUCUGAGGACAAGCUCAUCCACAGGCUGGUGGUCAAAGACUGCUUGAUAGUAGACAAAGGAAUUUACUCCGCCUGCGCAGGAAUCAAAUCUUGUAAUGCAUGGCUUGUUGUUGAAGCUGAUAAAAAUGCACAAAAGGGCAAAAAAACAGCAAGGAAAACCACAAGGGCAGGAGGAUCUGGGAUGGAUCUGCAGAAGGUUGCCGAAGAGCAGCAAGUAAAAUUAGUGAAGGAGAGAGAAGAAAGAAUAGAACAGAUUAAAGCUGCGCCAGCUGCACCUCCACCUGAAUCUCCUCCAGCUCCUGCACCCGCUAAGGCUGAACCUAAGGCACCGAUAGACGCUGAGCCAAGAAUUGUAAGCGAACCAGCAGCAGCGGCGGAUCCACCUGUUGUGGAGGUAGGAAGAACUGAGCCUGGAAUUAGCUGUGGACUUUCCGAUAUUUAUGUUCUUCAUGGAAAUCCGGCUGAGUUAAUGGUGAAGAUGAACAUGGACUGCGACAGCACCUGGUUCACAGACGGAGAGCAGUUGAACUCAGGUGCUGGAGUCACCAUAACCAAAGAUGGAUCCUCUCACAAGCUGACAAUUCAAAGCUGCAAAGACGACGACUCUGGAGUUUAUCGCUUUGCGUCAGGGGAUCAGAGCACACAAGGAAAGGUCACUAUCGGAGGUGUACCUGAAUUUGACCCAGACGAUCUUCACAAGUUCUCCAAACCUGUGAUUAUACGAGUUGGCCAGAAUGCUGCUUUCAAGAUGCCCUUUCCUCCUCAGGAGUCUUUGGUGGUCAGUUGGUUCAAGGACGACACUGAGCUCAAAGACGGAGGAGGAGUUAAGAUCGUGAGGGAGCCCAAUCACAGCCGGCUGCUGCUCAGAGACUGCCUGCGGACAGACGCAGGGGAAAUAAAGAUCCAACUCAAAAACCCAGUUGGGGCCGUGGAGGCCACAUCUAAGCUUAUUGUACUUGAUCGGCCAGGUCCUCCGGAGGGUCCAGUCGAGACUGUUAAAACAACCUCAACUUUAAUUGAGAUUAAAUGGAACCCUCCCAAAGACGACGACGGCGGCUCCGCCGUCACCAACUACAUUAUAGAACGGCAGCAGGCAGGACAAGCUCUGUGGACGAAGCUCGGGGAUGUCUCCGCUGACCAGACGACCUCCAUCAGGGACAGGAAUGUGACUCAUGGAAAGAAAUACAACUACCGCAUCUACGCAGAAAACCCAGAGGGCCUCAGCGACACCCUGGAGACAGCUGAUAGCAUUAUGGCUGGCAUAAUGAUCCUCUCCGGUCCACCUGGCGCCCCCACAGUCGUGAGUGCCUCUAAAACCUGCAUCAACUUGACCUGGACCCCCCCAGAGGACGACAGAGGAGUACCGAUAAUUGGUUACCAAUUGGAGAAACGAAAGAAGGACACAAACCAGUGGAUCGCACUCAAUGCACUCAAUGAACCGAUUGAAGACGUGAACUACGCAGUUAAAGAGGUCACUGAUGGAGCAGAGUAUGAGUUCAGGGUUUCAGCGAUUAAUGAGUCCGGAGCAGGAGACCCAAGCCCUCCCUCUGUAAUGGUGUGUGCAAAGAAUCCCAACAUGAGACCUUGUUUUAAAGACCCAGUGGACUUCAUUGUUGUCAGAGCAGGAAAUUCAGCACGUGUCAAAAUUUGCUAUGAGGCUGAACCUCCACCUCAGAUCACUUGGCUGAAGGAUGAUGAGCCAAUAUCCCCGUGGAUUAAUAUCAUCACUACAGAGGGAAUGUCUCAGCUUGUUAUCCCCUCAUCAAAGUGCUCAGAUUCAGCCAUUUACACGAUUAAAGCCAAAAACUCCGUGGGUGAGGCUUCAUUUGACAUUGUGGUUAGAGUCACAGAUGAACCCAGAACUCCAGGGCCAGUGGAGCUGGAGCAAACAGUCUACGGCAAAGUGGCGGUAUCAUGGGCUCCUUCUCCAGACCAGCAGCUCGACGACCGCCUUUACUACGUGGUGUCUCAAUGCAACUCCAACACCAGAGUGUGGAAGAAUGUAGCAGACCGCCUCUUUGCUAACACAUACACAGUCAACAACCUCCUUCCUGGGGUAGAGUACCAUUUCCGGAUCUACGCCAAGAAUGAUAUGGGCCUCUCAGAUCCAUCUCAGUCACCUACAUGGGGGGCCAACAGCAACAGAGUUCCAAUCCCUUCAAAUGGAGGUAAAUCAUCAUCAGGGGUCAGCUUCGAGAGGCCUCCGUCCAUCUUGGUGCCUCUGAAAGUCCACACACCGCCUAAAGGUUACAAACUGUACAUGACAUGCGCUGUCCGGGGAUGCCCUACGCCCACUGUAUCCUGGUACCUGAACGACGUCUGCAUCAACUUCGACAACAACUACUACAUCACCAACUCAUUUGGUGUGUGCUCCAUGUACAUUCUCAGAGUCCGGUCAAAAGACAGCGGCGUCUGUAAAGUUGUUGCAGUCAACUCUUUUGGCCAGGCAGAGUGUUCCACUAAACUCAUUGUUAGAGAUUGAAAUGACGUGAAGACGUGAAGCAGCCUCUCCUCAUACCGACAUAUUCUGGAAGGGGAAUGCUUUUUGUUUCACUAUAUAGACUGCAUUAAUAUAUUUGAAAUGUGACAAUUUACAAUUGUUACUCCAUCAUCAGAAAUAAUAGCACAAGUGAAGUGACACACUAAAGUGCAAAGACAUCUGUCAAAAUCUAUUGUGGCAACUCCAA
This is a messenger RNA of Anarrhichthys ocellatus (wolf-eel), 3790 nucleotides long. Its product is annotated as immunoglobulin-like and fibronectin type III domain-containing protein 1. NCBI's taxonomy places the organism in Eukaryota, Metazoa, Chordata, Actinopteri, Perciformes, Anarhichadidae. Gene Ontology annotation, cellular component: M band. The coding region runs from base 1 to 3585 and encodes 1194 amino acids. The transcript is spliced from 22 exons. Gene Ontology annotation, biological process: sarcomere organization. Gene Ontology annotation, molecular function: protein binding. The record is from RefSeq and is a predicted model, not a curated record.